Molecule: messenger RNA, 1941 nt
Organism: Lodderomyces elongisporus
Lineage: Eukaryota; Fungi; Ascomycota; Pichiomycetes; Serinales; Debaryomycetaceae
Gene: CDL1
Product: Cdl1p
Exons: 1
Coding region: 1-1941 (646 amino acids)
Biological process (GO): RNA processing
Molecular function (GO): ribonuclease III activity
Source: RefSeq, a predicted model, not a curated record
AUGUCUACAUCGAAUGGUAAUCAAUCAAUCAAAUCAAAUAAGGAUGCAAAUAAGAGCAACAAUGAAAAUACAAAGAAUGAGCUAGCUGUGUUGGACAGCACUAGUCUUUUACACGUAGUGGAUGAACUCAUCAGACUUCGUGCCACAAUCUCACAAAUCCAAGCUUCGCUCAAACAGUUAUUGCAAUUGACACCAACGCUUGAUAGAUAUAAGCAAUUGAUUGAAGUUGCUAGUGGAGUAAAUGGGAAAGGAAACUUUCUGAAAUUUGCAGUUGAUCGCCUCAAUGAUGUCCUAUUUGCCCCGCAAUUGAAGGUUGCGAUUAGAUUGAAACUUUUAUUUGAGUCACUGAAGUUGACAUUAUUGCAAAAGUUGUGUGAUUUGAAUUUCAAAAACAUGACAACGAAUGACCGUGCACUUGAUGAAUUUAUGCUGAUUGUUCCUUGGGAAGGAAAGUCGGGCGUGGAUCAACAGAAAUCAUAUGCUACAGGUGUGAAAAUCGAUGAGGCACAUUUGCUCCCAUAUCCUCCAAUUUUGCCAGAGAUUAAAGACCAGAAGUUGCUAAUACGUGUUACCACGGAUAAACUGUAUCGACAACUUAUUGACUUUGUAGAGCUGCCCCCUAUGAAGUUCAAUAAUUCCCAUAAUUCAAAACUAGCAAUGCGUGGGAAAAAUAUAUUGAAUAUGAUAUUGUUUGAACUUUUGGAUGAACAACUACAGGACGAGUAUCUGGAAAAUUUGUUGUACAUGCAAAAGAGACUAACUUCCAGAGAGUUGCUUGCUAAGUUUGCGAUGGGUUAUAACUUAAUUGAUUGGUUGAAAUAUAAUCUUUCACAAGAGGCCGAUGUUGAUGAAAAGAUAGACAUUAUGAGUAAUGUGUUUUUGGCAUAUAUUGCUGGUUUGCAAGAGGAAAAGUACAGCUUGGAUUCGAUACGCGAGUGGGUCAAAAAGUUGUAUGCGCCUAUUAUCAACGAAUUGAUUGGCACGGAGAAACCAUUACAAAAGGUUGCCAUGGCUGAACUUGAAUCAUUGUUUAGACUGGCUACAAAUUUGAAUAAUUUGUCUUAUAAGGAAUUGGAUUUGCGAGUGACUCAAAUUCAGAGUGAUCCUUUUGUUGUGCAAAUUUCAUUGGAUAACGUAAUAUUGGGUCUAGGUACAUCGCUGAAUAAUUUUGAUGAGGCCCAAGACAAAGCCGCGAUGGGUAUUAUAGGCGACAAGGCAAAAGUGGCGCAAAUAUUUACAAUGAUUAUAAGAAACUAUGUACAGAAUUCAGAAAGAUUAGUGGAGCAUGGGAGUACUGGGGUUGGUAAAAUUAUAUACCCACAGACCUCCUCGGCAUCAGAAACUUGUAUAUCACCAAACCUCAAAAAGGGAAACGAGUUAGGUGCUGAACACAACUCGUAUCCAGUUGUUGAAGAAGUCGGUCUGCCAUUAUUACCGAAAAUGAACCAUCAUGCUCAGCCUGGUAAUUUGAUUGCACCAGAUGCAUACCUGGGCCAGUCAGUAAAUGCUAGUCCCAAUCAACUGUACCCCUUUACAUAUGAGCUGCGAUUUCCCGAUUUCCAACAACACCAACAACACCAACAACACCAUCAACAACAAUACCAACAGCAAUACCAGCAACAAUCUCAGCAGCAAAUCAACGAGCAAUUUAUGAUUGAUCCUAUUACCAAUGUUUCCAACAUUCCCACGAUUCCGCUUACGUUUGAGAAUGUUGAUAUGCUGGCUAAAAAUACAUUUUAUGCUAUUCUUGGCCCUUUACAGCUCAAGGCCAACUAUGAGGAUAAACAAGUUGGUCUGGAAUUCCAUUCAGUGUGUUUACUUAAUGGUGUCAAAUUGGGCUAUGGAAUCGACAGGUCGAAGCAACGCAGUUCACAAAAAGCAGCUAUGGCAGCAAUGAGCAAUAGAAAUGAGUUGGCAAAGCUUGGUGUCCAUAUCAAAUGA